Molecule: messenger RNA, 573 nt
Organism: Phytophthora sojae
Lineage: Eukaryota; Oomycota; Peronosporomycetes; Peronosporales; Peronosporaceae
Exons: 1
Coding region: 1-573 (190 amino acids)
Source: RefSeq, a predicted model, not a curated record
AUGAAGUUCUUCCAGGUCCUCAUCAUCGCCGCCCUCGCCGUCGUUGGCGUCAGCGGCCAGACCACCACCGGCACGCACACCGGUGCCGCUACGACUAAUGCUGCCACAACCGACACACACAGCGGUGCCGCUACGACUGGCUCUACUACGACCGGCACGACGGGAGCGACCGGCGCAACCACCCCUGCAGUGACCCCCGCGACAGGAACUACUGGCGCUUCCUCCACGGCGGGCUCCACUGCUACCCCUUCGGCUGAUACCACCGCUACCGGUGCGUCUGGCUCUGGCGCCUCCACUGCUGCCAUCGAUGCUACCGGCAGCGCGGCGAUGGACACGUCCGUCGGGUCUUCCAGCUCCACUGGUAUGGCAACCGCAGGCGACUCGACCACGUCCACGACGGACUCGUCGCUGGCGUCGGACUCGUCUUCGACCUCGGACAAGUCCACUUCGAAGAAGUCGACCUCGGCAUCAAGCGCCAGCGGUGCGUCGGGUUCGAGUGGAGCCUCGCAGGUGUCAGGUGCCAUGGGUGCCGUUGCUGCCACCGCACUCGCCGUCGGCGUGUACUUCCUGUAA